GAGAGAGAGCGUGUGCAUGUGCCUGCGCGCGUAUGUGCGUUAUUGAGAGCCCGGGAGGAAGGAUGGUUGCUCAUGUCUGAACUGCCUCCACACUCGCAGGGAAAGUCAAGGCAGAAAAUAGCAGAAGGGGGGAAACAGACGCAGUGGUCUCAUCUCACAGAGGACUGAUUCUGUCCAUCAUUUGUUGGGGAAGCUAAUCAAAGGGAUUUGGCAAUGCCUGCAGAGGUGAAAGGGUGUUAAUUCCAACAGGAUCACAGUUUCUCCUCUGAUCUGCAUUAAUACCUGGAUAGAGGGCAGCAUGAUUCAUCUAUCAAAAUUAGCUUGAGCAGAUCCCAGAGGGGCCCUCCUCACUGGGGGGCAUGAUCCUGGAGCCCAAGGAGCCCCCGGGGGAGCAUCCAUUGCCUGCAGAUGAUGACCUGGACACACCCACCUCCAACACCUCCGUGGUCACCUCCACCAAUGGCAGUUCCACUACAGAGACACAAUACUCAGAGGCAGAGGACCCCAAGGCUGUUAAACUGGGGAAUGACCAAGCAGACACUCCAGACACCACCGCCCUUCAGCUUCCCCCAGCCCCGCAGCCUCCCUCGGUUCCCCGGAUCCCCUUGGUUUCAGACGACCCAUCUCUGAAGCCCAGCCCUCUAACCAACGGCCAACACUCCUCUGAGUCCCUCACAACCCCUAUCACAACCACUGUUACCACCAACACUCUCCCUCCUCCCUACAACAACACCAACAGUGAGCCCCAGACAGAGAAGCCUGAAGGACAGAACAGCGCCUACACCCUCCCUGACCCUCCCUUUCCUGGCCUGGGUGGUGGCAUGUGUGCUGGGUAUGGCAGCCUGUCUCGUGGUGGUGUCCACCAGAGCUCCCUCCACACCUACUGGCCCUCCAGGAACUACCAGCCCCAGCCUGGGGGUCACUACACCCUGCCCCUCCCCAGGGACAUCUACGGCAAGGUGGGCCUGACCAACCAAACCGAGAGGGAAGGACCAGGGGACGACACCCUGGGUGGAAUUCACCAGCUCAGACCCAUCACUACCAUGGAGCUCCUGAGGGAACCUUCCAGAACCAGGCCUCUCUCUUUCCCUUGUCUCAGCCCCCCCUCCCCACUUAACCCCUCCAUCCCUUUAUAUUUUUUCAGAGGUGGAUACGAGGAGGCUCUCAUGUCCCAGGUGGAUGGGGAUCCCAUCUCCUUCUUCCAGGCCAUGUCCAGGGCCCAGAUGCUACAGUUCCCCCACAAGCGCAGUAGCAUGGUCAGCCUGGACAGCAUCCGUAAGGACCCCCGCUGGAGGGACCCCAACCUGAGUGAGGUCAUCACCAUGCUCAGCCACCCCAUGGACCCGGUCAAGUCCAACGCCGCCGCCUACUUGCAGCACCUGUGCUACGAGAACGACCGCAUAAAGCAGGACGUCAGGCAGCUAAAGGGGGUUCCAGUACUGGUGGGCCUCCUGGACCACCCUAAAGCCGAGGUCCACCGCAAGGCGUGUGGAGCCCUGAGGAACAUCUCCUACGGGAAAGACCACCACAACAAGGUGGCCAUCAAGAACUGUGACGGCAUCCCGGCCCUGGUCAGACUGCUGAGGAAGUCCAGUAACAUGGAGGUCACAGAGUUGGUCACAGGAACCCUGUGGAAUCUGUCCUCCCAUGAGCCUCUGAAGAUGAUGGUCAUCAAUCACGGGCUCCAGACGCUGACUGAUGAGGUCAUCAUCCCCCACUCUGGCUGGAGGAGAGACCUCACUGAGCACUCAAGACCCCAGGAGACCGAGUGGACAACCGUGUUCAAGAACACCUCAGGGUGUCUCAGGAAUGUGAGCUCAGAUGGGGCAGAGGCUCGCCAGAGGCUGAGGGAGUGUGAGGGGCUGGUGGACGCUCUCCUCCAUGCCCUACAGUCAGCGGUUGCCAACAAGGAGACAGACAAUAAGUCAGUAGAGAACUGCGUCUGUAUCCUGAGAAACCUCUCCUACCAUGUCCACAAAGAGGUGCCAGGAGCGGAGCGAUUUCAGGAACCCGUAGCCAAUCAGGUGCCACGGUCAGGAUCAGGAGGGAAGAAGAAGAAUGAGGGAGACUGUUUUGGAGGGAAAAAGCCCAAGGAGGAGUGGUUCAAUCAAAGCUGGAGAAACGGACCAGAUGACAAAAAAUAUGGUACACUGGAUUUACCCAAACGCACACAACCAACGAAAGGUCUGGAGCUGCUGUACCAGCCAGAGGUGGUGAGGCUGUACCUGUCUCUCCUCACUCGCAGUCAAAACCACAACACCCUGGAGGCAGCAGCCGGAGCUCUGCAGAACCUUGCUGCAGGUCACUGGGCUUGGUCCAGUUACAUCCGGGCCACAGUUAGGAAGGAGAAAGGUCUGCCUGUCCUGGUGGAGCUACUGCGUUCAGAUGGUGAUAAAGUGGUCCGAGCUGUAGCUAUUGCUCUACGCAACCUGGCCAUAGAUCGACGGAACAAAGACCUCAUAGGAAGCUAUGCCAUGAGGGACCUGGUCAGUAACCUGCCCAGUGGUCAGCAGCGACCAGCCAAGAACCUGGAAGGGGACACAGUGGUGGCCAUUCUGAACACUAUCCAUGAGAUCAUCUCAGACAGCCCUGAGAAUGCCCGUGGUCUCAUACAGGGUCACGGCAUCCAGAAACUGGUGGCCAUCAACAAGACAAGCCAAUCUGUGCGGGAGACCAAAGCAGCAUCUCAUGUCCUACAGACAGUGUGGGCCUACAAGGACCUGAGAAAUAGCCUCUACAAGGGAGGCUGGAACAAGAGCCACUUUAAGUCAACCACUAGUGGAAUACCCAAAAAAACUAAGACCGGAAAGGCAGCCUAUGAUGACAUCACACUCCCUCUGAUGGAGAAAAACCAAGAUGGAUACUCCACCGUGGAGCUGAGUGACAGAGUGGGUGAUGGGUUACUCCAGAGUAUCCCAGAGAGGAAGCACUUCAUCCGGGCUGGAAGGCCUGCAGUGGGUCUGGUGGAACGCAAACCUCCACCCCUCGAUUCCUGGGUCUGAGGAGACGUGGCAGUAAAAGAACAAGUGGAACAUCAACAUUUGUGGAGGUCAUUGUGGUGUUUAUUCUUUAGACGGACUUUCUGUAGGUCAAUACACCAUUCAGGACAACAUGGUUAUUCUCCCGCCAGAAAAUCAGAAUGGAGUGAAUAUAGGAUCUUACAUUUACAUGUUCAAAGUGUUAUUCAAACUCUGGCUGCAGUUGAACAUAACCUCUACUAUAUUUUAUACAUACUGGACAGUGGGAUGAGUGGAGUGACACAGCUGAAUGUAGUGCAGGAUGAAAAACACAAUACUAACACUUUCUAUGAAAUUAGGAUUUGUCAAAACAAUUUUUUUUCUUGACCUGCCUUUUCCUCCAGUAUUUCCAUACUGUGUUUCACUUCUGCAAAUUGUGCAUUACUUUCAUGUGAGAGACAAGUUGGAAAUGGGAUUGUAAAUGUGUAAUAAAAGAUUCAUAUUCUAAAUUAAGGCAUUUAUAUUGUAAUAUUCAUGUUAUUUAUGAACAGUUGUGAAUGUUAUCUUGUAACCAAAAAUGUAAUGGAUACGUUAACAUUAAUAAUGCCAUUUUAUCAGCAGCUGACAUGAUGAAUUUGCUAUAUGCAGUGUUUGUUCUUGCAUCGCGAUGUUGAACUGAAAAUGUAAGCAAAUAAAAUCCAUAA
Molecule: messenger RNA, 3661 nt
Organism: Oncorhynchus gorbuscha (pink salmon)
Lineage: Eukaryota; Metazoa; Chordata; Actinopteri; Salmoniformes; Salmonidae
Product: armadillo repeat protein deleted in velo-cardio-facial syndrome-like
Exons: 18
Coding region: 360-3002 (880 amino acids)
Biological process (GO): cell-cell adhesion; cell-cell junction assembly
Cellular component (GO): plasma membrane; cytoplasm; nucleus
Molecular function (GO): cadherin binding
Source: RefSeq, a predicted model, not a curated record